This is a messenger RNA of Cylas formicarius (sweet potato weevil), 3162 nucleotides long. RefSeq names its product coatomer subunit beta (gene betaCOP). Gene Ontology annotation, cellular component: COPI vesicle coat; cytoplasm. The record is from RefSeq and is a predicted model, not a curated record. Gene Ontology annotation, biological process: intra-Golgi vesicle-mediated transport; endoplasmic reticulum to Golgi vesicle-mediated transport; intracellular protein transport. The transcript is spliced from 8 exons. NCBI's taxonomy places the organism in Eukaryota, Metazoa, Arthropoda, Insecta, Coleoptera, Brentidae. The coding region runs from base 167 to 3043 and encodes 958 amino acids. Gene Ontology annotation, molecular function: structural molecule activity.
UUUAGGGGAAAUAGCGAUCUGACACGUAUUAUUCACAACUGAAACACAAAAAUUAUAAUAAUUUAUGGUAUUUAAACCAUCGCAACACAAAGCAGUGAAACAGUUAAUUUAGAAUUCAAUAAAUUCUCAGAUAUUUUAUAAAAACAUUCUAUAAAUUUCGUUGGAGAUGAGCGCAGUAGAACAACCCUGUUAUACCCUGAUUAAUGCUUCCUCCGACUCGGAGCCUUAUAACGAAAUGCAGCUAAAAAGCGAUCUGGAAAAGGGAGAUACUGAUCAAAAAAUUGAAGCUUUGAAGAAAACAAUUCGUAUGAUUCUAGCUGGAGAACGCUUGCCGCCUGGUUUUUUAAUGAUUAUUAUUCGCUAUGUACUUCCUUUGCAAGACCACACUGCGAAAAAAUUGCUGCUCAUUUUCUGGGAGAUUGUGCCGAAAACUUCGCCCGAUGGUAAACUACUGCAAGAGAUGAUUUUGGUGUGUGACGCUUAUCGCAAAGACCUCCAGCAUCCGAACGAAUUUUUGAGGGGUUCGACUUUGAGAUUUUUAUGUAAACUGAAGGAGCCUGAGCUUUUGGAGCCUUUAAUGCCAUCAAUCAGAGCUUGCUUGGAACACAGACAUAGUUAUGUACGCAGAAAUGCUGUUCUGGCCAUUUUUACCAUAUAUAGAAACUUUGAAUUUCUAAUACCGGACGCUCCCGAAUUAAUCUCAAAUUAUUUGGAUGGAGAACAAGACAUGUCGUGCAAGAGGAAUGCUUUUUUAAUGCUUUUGCAUGCAGAUCAGGACCGGGCACUGGCUUACCUGAGCUCAUGUCUAGAUCAGGUCACUAGUUUUGGGGAUAUUCUGCAGUUAGUUAUUGUAGAACUUAUUUAUAAAGUUUGUCACAAUAAUCCAGCAGAGAGGUCAAGGUUUAUCCGGUGUAUUUACAAUUUACUUAACUCUAAUAGUGCUGCUGUCCGAUAUGAAGCUGCAGGGACCUUAGUAACCCUGUCUAGUGCACCCACUGCAAUUAGAGCUGUGGCGAGUUGUUAUAUAGAUCUAAUUAUCAAAGAAAGUGACAACAAUGUUAAAUUAAUUGUGCUAGACAAAUUAGUUAGUUUAGGGGAACACCCAAAUUAUAAUCGAGUACUCCAGGAACUCGUGAUGGAUAUACUGAGGGUUUUAUCGAGUCCCGACCUAGAAGUCAGGCGCAAGACCCUCAAUUUGGCUAUGGAGUUAGUCAAUUCGCGUAAUAUUGAAGAAAUGGUUAUGUUUCUAAAAAAGGAAGUGUCAAAAACAGUAGAUUCUGAGCAGGAAGAUACUGGGAAGUAUCGACAGCUACUUGUUAGAACUUUGCACACUUGUUGCAUUAAAUUCCCGGACGUUGCCACAACCAUUAUUCCUGUGCUGGUCGAGUUUCUCUCCGAUAACAAUGAACUGGCUGCCGGAGAUGUGUUGGUGUUUGUCAGGGAGGCGGUACAGAAGUUUGAGAAUCUGCAACCACUCAUCAUAGAGAAACUCCUGGAGUCUUUCAAGGACAUUAAAUCAGUCAAAGUGCACCGGGCAGCUUUGUGGAUUUUGGGAGAAUAUUCCACCUCGAUUGCAGAUAUUGAAGCUGUUAUCAGGGAGGUAACCAACACUCUAGGGGAGGGGUCCUUGGUGGCAGCCGAGCACCGCUUAAGUCAAGGAGAGUCGGAGGAAAAAACUUCAGAAAGUGGAACCGGCCAGGUUGUAACCACCUUGGUUACCUCAGAUGGAACCUAUGCCACCCAAUCCGCUUUUAACACAGUGCAAAAAUCCAAAAAAGAACAGCGCCCGACAUUGCGUCAGUACUUAAUAGACGGUGACUUUUUCAUCGGCGCGGCACUAGCGUCGACACUGACCAAACUAGCAUUGAGGUACGGCAACCUGACAUCGGCAGAUAAACGCAACAGGUUCGAUGCCGAGAUCAUGUUAAUUAUGAGCAGCAUCAUACAUCUUGGACAGUCAGGUUUACCCACAAAACCAAUCACUAACGACGAUAGAGACCACAUCCUGCUUUGUCUCCGCGUCAUUUCCGAUCGCUCGCAGGCCAUAAUCGACAUAUUCACCCGGUACUGUCGCAGGGCCCUGAACGACAUGCUACUGGCCAAGGAGCUCGAAGAGGCGACCAAUCAGAAAGCCAAGGAAAAAAGCAGCGCGAAGAUUCAGACCGACGACCCAAUCAACUUCUUGCAGCUUGAAGCGGUCAAGAGCGGCGAACUGGGCGAAAAUAUGUUCGAAACGUCGCUAUCCCAAGCUUUGAUCGGCGGCAGAGGUACCGGAUCGGAGGCUGCCAGCGGUGUCAGCAAACUGAACAAGGUCACGCAGCUCACCGGCUUCUCCGAUCCCGUGUAUGCAGAAGCCUACGUUCAAGUCAAUCAGUACGACAUAGUUCUCGACGUCCUUAUCGUCAAUCAAACCAAUGACACCCUGCAAAAUUGUACAUUGGAAUUAGCCACGUUGGGCGACUUGAAGCUGGUUGAAAAACCGCAGCCGGUGGUUUUGGCUCCAAAAGAUUUCUGUAACAUCAAAGCGAAUGUUAAGGUCGCUUCCACAGAGAACGGCAUUAUAUUCGGUAAUAUAGUUUAUGAUGUAACCGGCGCCGCCUCGGACAGAAACGUCGUCGUAUUAAAUGACAUCCAUAUAGACAUUAUGGAUUAUAUUGUCCCAGCCGCAUGCUCCGACACAGAGUUCAUGAGGAUGUGGGCAGAGUUCGAGUGGGAAAACAAAGUCACAGUUAACACUCCCCUAACGGACUUGAAUGAAUACCUGAAGCACUUGAUUAAAAGCACAAACAUGAAGUGCUUGACGCCGGAGAAGGCACUGUCAGGCCAGUGCGGUUUUAUGGCCGCCAACAUGUACGCGAAAUCCAUAUUCGGAGAAGACGCGCUCGCCAAUUUAAGCAUUGAGAAGCCUUUCAACAAACCCGACGCCCCCGUUCAAGGGCAUAUAAGGAUCAGGGCGAAAAGCCAGGGAAUGGCUCUGAGCUUAGGAGAUAAAAUCAAUCUCAGUCAGAAGUCCGGUCAACAGAGUAAAGUUGCGGCCGCAUAGAUGAGCCAAGUCAUUCCAAUAAACAGAAUAUUUUUUUAGUUCUUUUGUUAAUAGCGUUUAGGAAUAUAACAUGUAUUAUGGAUUAUCAGUAAACAAACGUAUGUUAUGUAUCAAAAAAA